CCGCCGGCCGCGGCCCCCGGGGCCCUCGCUCCUCCCCUCGGGCCCUCCGGCCGCCGCGCGCACUCCCCGCGGGGACGCGCCGGGCGUCCCCGCCGCCAUGCCCCAGGCCGCACACCGGCCUCGGCGCGGCGGCCCGAGAUAGGGCCUCGGCCCUCGGGGGGGACCAGGAGCCAGCCGCGCGCCCCGCCCUCCCCCGGGCCGCCGCUGCCGCCCCGGCCUGGCGGGAGGAGGAGCAGCAGCAGCAGGCCUUCGGGCCUGGUACCGCCGCCGCAGGACACUUCUGAUUCAUUUGCAUCCUUGAAGAGCAUCUGUAGAAGAGAAAGGAGAAGAUGGGUGUGAAAACAUUUACUCAUAGCUCCUCUUCCCACAGCCAGGAAAUGCUUGGAAAGCUAAAUAUGCUACGAAAUGAUGGACAUUUUUGUGAUAUCACUAUACGUGUCCAGGACAAAAUCUUCCGGGCACAUAAGGUGGUCUUAGCAGCUUGCAGUGAUUUCUUUCGCACCAAACUUGUGGGCCAAGCUGAGGAUGAGAACAAGAACGUCUUGGAUUUACAUCAUGUUACAGUGACUGGCUUUAUACCCCUUUUAGAAUAUGCUUACACAGCCACUCUGUCCAUUAACACAGAAAAUAUUAUUGAUGUUCUCGCUGCCGCCAGCUACAUGCAAAUGUUCAGUGUUGCUAGCACCUGCUCAGAGUUCAUGAAAUCAAGCAUUUUAUGGAAUACACCCAACAGCCAACCAGAAAAGGGUCUAGAUGCUGGACAAGAAAAUAAUUCCAACUGCAAUUUUACUUCUCGAGAUGGAAGCAUUUCUCCAGUGUCUUCAGAGUGCAGUGUGGUAGAACGAACCAUUCCUGUUUGCCGGGAGUCCCGGAGAAAGCGCAAAAGCUACAUAGUUAUGUCUCCUGAAAGUCCCGUAAAGUGUAGCACACAAACAAGUUCUCCCCAGGUAUUAAAUUCUUCAGCUUCCUACUCAGAAAAUAGAAAUCAACCAGUUGACUCUUCUUUAGCUUUUCCCUGGACUUUUCCUUUUGGAAUUGAUCGAAGGAUUCAGCCUGAAAAGGUUAAGCAGGCAGAAAAUACCCGGACUUUAGAAUUACCUGGCCCAUCGGAGCCAGGUAGAAGAGUGGCUGAUUAUGUGACUUGUGAAAGCACAAAAUCUAGCUUGCCUCUGGGUACUGACGAAGAUGUCCAGGUCAAAGUAGAAAGGUUAAGUGAUGAGGAGGUCCAUGAGGAAGUGUCCCAGCCUGUCAGUGCAUCUCAGAGUUCACUCAGUGAUCAGCAGACAGUACCGGGAAGUGAGCAAGUUCAAGAGGACCUUCUGAUCAGUCCACAGUCUUCCUCCAUAGGCUCAGUAGAUGAAGGGGUCACAGAGGGCUUACCCUCGCUGCAAAGCACUUCUGGCACUAAUGCCCACGCGGAUGACGAUGAUCGAUUGGAAAAUGUUCAGUAUCCCUACCAACUCUACAUUGCUCCUUCUACCAGCAGUACAGAACGGCCGAGCCCGAAUGGUCCAGACAGACCUUUUCAGUGUCCAACUUGUGGGGUGCGAUUUACCCGCAUUCAGAACCUAAAGCAGCACAUGCUCAUCCACUCAGGAAUUAAACCCUUUCAGUGUGACCGCUGUGGGAAAAAGUUCACCAGGGCUUACUCGCUAAAGAUGCAUCGCCUAAAGCAUGAAGGUAAACGCUGUUUCCGGUGCCAGAUAUGUAGUGCCACUUUCACUUCCUUCGGGGAAUAUAAACACCACAUGAGGGUUUCCCGGCAUAUUAUCCGCAAGCCUCGGAUUUACGAGUGCAAAACAUGUGGCGCCAUGUUCACCAACUCUGGAAAUUUAAUCGUGCACCUGCGGAGUCUGAACCAUGAAGCGUCAGAGCUAGCAAACUACUUCCAGAGCAGUGAUUUCCUAGUACCGGACUACUUAAACCAGGAGCAAGAAGAGACACUCGUUCAGUAUGAUCUUGGAGAACACAGUUUUGAAAGCAACUCCUCUGUCCAAAUGCCUGUCAUUUCACAGGUUUCUUCAACCCAGAAUUGCGAAAGCACUUUUCCUUUGGGGUCUCUUGGUGGGCUGGCAGACAAGGAGGAAGAACUGCCGGAGCAGCCAAAGACCAGUGCCUGUGUCGAGGCAGCCAGAGACGACCCCCCGAAAUCGGAGCUGUCUUCUAUAACUAUUGAGUGAUUUCGUGGUUUGGUUUCAUUUUUGGUUUUUUGGAAAGUGCCUGUGCUUGGUCUUGUAUAUUUAAUUUUAAUUUUUUAAACAAAAAAAGGGUUUGGGAAAGAAUUUCCCUUUUUACUUUGUAAGCCUUGCAACUGAUGUUUUUUCAUGACUGAGAGAUUGCUUCUGUAAGUACACAAAAACAUGACGUUGAAACAUAAUAGAAACUAUAAGACUUAAGGAGAAACAGUUGACUUAAAACAUAUCAGUUUCUUCUUCUGUUGUUAAAAGUAGGCUGAUAACAGAUCAUUAGGUCAAGAGGAAGUCAGGUGACUGUUGACCUUCCUGAUGUGAAAGGGACACCAGAAACAAGUUUCUAAUGGAAUCUGACAAGUGACCUGAGUAGACGCUUACUUCUAUACUCAGGAUAGUGUACAAUAGUUUGUAAAGCCUGUGAUUUGGGGAAGUAUUUAUGGUAUAGCUUUCUUUAAAAUUAUUACAGUAAAUACUUCUGGAAUCCAACAUACUCUUUUAAGCUUUCUUAUUUCUAUUAUGAUUUUUUUGGGUGAGAAAUUGGUGUCAGGCUAGACAGUCCUUGAACCUUUACAGUACCACUCUUCCAGAUCGUCUUCCCUUCAUCCAUGAAAGAAGGCAAAAAAUCGUAACUGAAAAGAGUCAGGCUGUGCACAAAAUGACCAGGCCUAGAGGCCUGCCGUGGGAGGAGCCUAAAUCCCAGCUCAUAGGGACUCUCUUUAAUACUGCUUUUCUGAUUAAAAUUGAUGUUUACCUGGUCUUUGAAUGUUAGUGUCUGGCUGAUCAGUUCAUUGCCCAAUCAGUUUUCCUCUUGCCCCAUCAACAAUACUUUCUCUUGCAUAUACUGGCUAGCUCCCUUACAAAAGAAAAAUAUUGGAGAUAGUCUAUAUUUUAUAUAUGGGUUUAUGUACUGUUUGAGAUGUUUUUGUUGUGCUGUUUUGGACAAAAUAAAGAAUUCUCUGUUAAACCUAUGUUCUUACCCCAACUAAGAUUGUUUACAAAAUCCCCUAUGACAGUGAUGCACUGUCCUUGUUCCAAAAUAUUUUUAGAUAUUUCCAGGUUUAUUAAAGGCAGUUACUAUAGUUAUCUACACAAUGUAAGCAAUAAUGUAAAAUAUAAGAUUAUAAAAUGAUCUAUGAUUCAUAAAACUGUUGGGGUUAAAACAAAAGAAUUGUUAAGACUAAAGAAAAACUAAAAACCUUAAAUUAAUGAAUAUCACCUAUAUUGCUGCUAAAAAGUGCAACAUCUUAGUUUAUAGUGGACAUUGAUAUGAUGCUCUUGACGGGAGUAUACUUUUUAUCUGAUGCCAUGAAAGCAUCACUGACCCUGACCCUGAGUAUUUUUGAGUCCAUGAAUAAUGACCUCAGAGUAACUUUUUUUCUAUGUAUAUACCCACAGUUUAGUAAUUAUGACAGCACCCAUUUGGAUUAGAAAAGAGAAACAAAAUACAGUUCCUUAGUCAAAACACAAGUCUGAACUUUGUUCAGGUACUAGACCUUAAUAAUAAAAUAUAUUUUUAAAUUAUAA
Molecule: messenger RNA, 3716 nt
Organism: Choloepus didactylus (southern two-toed sloth)
Lineage: Eukaryota; Metazoa; Chordata; Mammalia; Pilosa; Megalonychidae
Gene: ZBTB44
Product: zinc finger and BTB domain containing 44
Exons: 6
Coding region: 330-2180 (616 amino acids)
Molecular function (GO): protein binding
Source: RefSeq, a predicted model, not a curated record